AUGGACGCGACUGACCCUCGAGUCGGCUCCGCCCGCGACAAUUCAACAAGCCCCGGGUUAUCGCGCAUGAUAGCCGGCUCCAAUUCUUCCUCCGGCAGAAAUCUUCUCGCGACUUUGGUCCCGGUCUUGAUCUGGGCCGCAAUUUGUACCACUGUAUUCAUAAUAUUGCGGCGCAAAUGCCCUCGUGUGUACGCUCCGAGGGCGUUGCUGAGAAGUCUGGAGCCUCAUGAAAGAAGUCCCCCUCUACCUAAUGGAUGGUUCAACUGGUUCAGGGACUUUUACAAAAUCCCUCCAGCUUUCGUACUCAACCACUCAUCGCUCGAUGCGUAUUUGUUUCUGCGAUUUCUUCGGGUGCUUGGUGUGAUAUGUCUGGUUGGGAUCGGCUUGCUUUGGCCAAUCCUGCUUCCAUUGCAUGCGACGGGCGGUGCAGGUAACCGCGAGCUGGAUGCCUUGACAUUGGGCAAUGUCGUUAGUUCGAACCGGUUCUAUGCUCACGCCAUCCUUGCCUGGGUCUAUUUCAUAUUCGUCUUGUACAUGGUCUCCCGGGAGUGCAUAUACUACAUUAAUUUACGCCAAGCAUAUCUUCUUUCGCCGUUCUACGCGAAUCGGCUCUCAUCUCGAACGGUGUUGUACGUGAAUGUACCACGGCAAUACCUGGAUGAAGACAGGCUUCGAUGGAUGCUCGGUGACUCUGUCAAGAGAAUUUGGAUCCCGCAAACGACCGACGAGCUGGAGCGCAUGGUCAAGGAAAGGGAGCAGACAGCCAUGCGGCUGGAGAAGGCUGAAUUCGCGCUUAUCAGGAUGGCGAACGCUGCAAGGACCAAAGCGCUGAAAAAGGCACGGGGCGAGGGCGGCAAGCGGCACAGCUCUGCGUCGGUUUCCCACCACGAUAUGAAGGGCGAAAGGACCAGUUCAGCCUCGAAAUCUACCGCUGGUGAAGCCGUGCAGGCAUCAGACAGCUCUGACAACACCUCAAGAUCUGCGGAGGACGGUCAGGAGCGUACCCUACCCGAUGUCAACGGCUCCGUGGCGUCUCAGUGGAUUUCUCAUAGCUCGAGGCCCCAUCAUCGGCCGAUUGCAAAUUAUGGCCGUCGAGUCGACACCAUCAAAUGGACGAGGAACCAAAUCAAGAAAUUGAACACGCAGAUUGCCAGAGUCCGCCGGGACCUGCUGUUCAAGACUGACGGCAUGCUGCCUUCGGUCUUUGUCGAGUUCGAAACACAUACUGACGCACAGAAUGCUUAUCAAACGCUAACCCACCACCGUCCGCUACACAUGGCUCAACGUUAUCUCGGUGUACGCCCGUUUGAGAUCCUGUGGGACUCAUUAUCCAUGUCUUGGUGGGAAACAAUUGCCCGGAAGUUCCUCAUCAAGGCCUUGAUCACCGCAUUGAUCAUAUUUUGGGCUAUUCCUUCCGCAGCUGUCGGCACGAUUUCUAACAUCGAAUAUCUGUCAGAAAAGGUCUUCUUCUUGGGAUGGAUAGCAGAUCUGCCGGGUGCCGUGACGGGAAUCAUUAGCGGCGUCCUUCCAGCUCUGGCAUUGUCUCUUCUAAUGGGUAUUGUUCCGGGCAUGUUGAGGUAUUGCGCGAGAAUAGGUGGAGUCCCGACCCUGACCGGGAUCGAGCUUUACACCCAGCAAGCCUACUUUGCCUUCCAAGUCGUCCAGGUCUUCCUGAUCACCACGCUCACAUCCGCUGCCUCGGCCGCCAUCACAAAGUUGCUUGCGGACCCAACAACCGCAAAGGACUUGCUUUCUCAGAACCUCCCGAAGGCGUCAAACUUCUACCUAUCCUACUUUCUCCUGCAGAGUCUUGCGCUCGGAGCCGGAGCACUGGUCCAGUUCGGCAAUCUAUUCCAUUUUCACGUAUUUGAGAAGUUCUCGACUAACCCUCGGAAGACAUAUCUGAGGUGGCAUCGACUGCAGCGGGUCCAUUGGGGAGGCGUAUUCCCGGUCUAUACAAAUCUCGGUGUCAUUACCCUCACCUACGCGCUCAUCGCGCCCAUCAUCCUCGGCUUUGCUAUUGUCGGAGUCGGAUUUCUGCAUAUUGUGUUCCGGUACAAUGUCAUCUAUGUCUAUGAUUCCGAGAUCGAUACCAGAGGGCUCGUGUAUCCUCGCGCUCUGAUGCAGUUGCUCUUGGGCUUAUAUUUCUCGGAGAUUUGUAUGAUCGGCCUCUUCUCGCUGAGGGGCGCGUAUGUUCCAGUGGUGUUGACGGCGAUCCUGCUGGUUCUGACUGGCCUGGUCCACACUUCGCUUGUCGAUGCGUUGGGGCCUCUUCUGUGGAGUCUUCCUAAGAGUUUGACCAAGGAAGAGGACGAACACUUGCUCGGAAGCCGUGCGGCAAAUGGACGUCGUCAGCAUUUGGAGGAUGCAGAGCAGUAUCAGCAACCGCACGACUUUAUGAAUGACGAAGAUGGGCAUGUUCUUGGUGAAAAUCGGACUCUGGAAGGCGCAGAUGGGACGUUCAGUGCGCUAGGGGGAGGUGUCAAGUCUAUGCUGACCAAGAAAUUCAAGCAGGAGUUGCCAGAGGUCAACAUAGGCAUGGCCGCAGUGGGAGGAUUUUGGAUGAGAUGGAUCUCGCCCGAUCCGAGCCAGAAGUCGAAUUUCCUCCUUCGGUGGCUUCAUCCAGAAGUUUACUCCGAUUACACUACUCUCCGCAGGAUGGUACCGCAAGACCUACCAGAUCCAGUCUACCCGGAGGACAUCGAGCGAGACAUCUACUACCCGCCCUCGAUGAUGAUGAAGCCGCCUACUCUGUGGAUACCGCGAGACCCAGGUGGCGUAAGUCGGCAAGAAGUGCAACAUAGUGAGAAGGCUCUACCAACUACGGAUGAGCAUGUCAGUAUCGACGAGAAGGGGCAGCUGACGAUCGAUCUCGACGAGCCACGGCUUGUGUUUGAUAUCGGGCGGUUACGAUAUUGA
Messenger RNA from Cladophialophora yegresii CBS 114405, 2919 nucleotides. RefSeq lists its product as uncharacterized. The record is from RefSeq and is a predicted model, not a curated record. The coding region runs from base 1 to 2919 and encodes 972 amino acids. Gene Ontology annotation, molecular function: calcium-activated cation channel activity. Lineage: Eukaryota; Fungi; Ascomycota; Eurotiomycetes; Chaetothyriales; Herpotrichiellaceae. The transcript has 5 exons. Gene Ontology annotation, cellular component: plasma membrane.